This is a messenger RNA of Ipomoea nil (Japanese morning glory), 1299 nucleotides long. Its product is annotated as 3-isopropylmalate dehydratase small subunit 3-like. The transcript has 2 exons. Gene Ontology annotation, molecular function: hydro-lyase activity. Lineage: Eukaryota; Viridiplantae; Streptophyta; Magnoliopsida; Solanales; Convolvulaceae. The record is from RefSeq and is a predicted model, not a curated record. Bases 96 to 857 code for a protein of 253 amino acids.
AUCUGGCAGCUCACUUAAGCUGAGGCCAAUAUAUACACAACAUCUUUCCCCUAAAAGGAAGCUACUGACACGGCUGUAACUCUAAGCUUCCUUCAAUGGCGGCUUCAACAGCAUUUUCCGGCUCCCUCACUUUCAACAUUUCCUCCGCUCAACACAAGACUUCCCGUCUCACCCAUCUUUCUUCCGCCAUACUCCCUCCCAAUGCCCGUAUCUACCCCUGCAAACCCCUUGUUUCUAGUUCCACUCCCUCACAAUCUCACCGAAUAGUCGCCCCUCUUCGAUCCGCCGCCGCGGCCGCCGACUCAAACACCACCUUCCACGGCGUCUGUUACGUCGUUGGCGACAACAUCGACACUGACCAAAUCAUUCCCGCCGAGUACCUUACCCUAGUCCCUUCCAAGCCGGAGGAAUACCAAAAGCUGGGGUCGUAUGCCCUAUGCGGACUCCCAUCUACCUACGAGACCCGAUUCAUUGACCCGGGCGAAUUCAAAUCUAAGUACUCAAUUGUUAUCGGGGGCGAUAAUUUCGGGUGCGGGUCCUCUCGUGAGCAUGCCCCCGUUGCCCUCGGCGCCGCGGGUGUGUCGGCGGUGGUGGCGGAGUCUUACGCCCGGAUAUUCUUCCGGAACUCGGUGUCCACCGGGGAGAUUUAUCCGCUGGAAUCCGAGGUGAGGAUAUGCGAGGAGUGCAAGACUGGAGAUGUGGUGACUGUUGAGCUGGGUGAAAAUAAGUUGAUCAACCACACUACUGGGAAGGAAUACAAGCUGAAACCAAUUGGGGAUGCUGGCCCCGUGGUUGAAGCCGGUGGGAUUUUCGCCUAUGCAAGGAAGACGGGGAUGAUCCCUUCCCGUCAGGCCUAGAAUGCUCAAACUGGUUUUGAGCGGUGGGUAGCUGUCAUGUAGACUAGUGAGAGUAACUUCCUUGAUCUUCUUUUGAAGAAGCUAGUUGCUGUCCUCCCCUAAGCAAGCUCAUCACUGGUUUUUGUAAUAGUUGUGCAACAAAACACUAUUCUGUGACUGGUUUUCUUGCACCUCGAAUGGUGUUGUGGUUAGUCUAUUUAAUUUAGAUUUGUGUUUUAGACAAUAAUAAGUGCAGUGCAUCCAUUUCUUAGAACUUCAUAAUCUUGACGGCCUCGUCCAGGGAAGCUUAUUUAAUUUCUUAUUUAAUUUGGUGGAACAUGCACCUUUAAUUAUGGAUAGUACCAAAUUUAUGUAUUUGCCAAUUCUAUGGGGGUUUUUUACAAGUUGUCUCGAAAUCGAUGGGGUAGAUUUGAACUACAAAUCCCACCCAUCACUUUGUUUU